Aedes aegypti (yellow fever mosquito) is the source of this 2940-nucleotide messenger RNA. RefSeq names its product aminopeptidase N. Gene Ontology annotation, molecular function: zinc ion binding; metalloaminopeptidase activity; peptide binding. The transcript has 3 exons. Gene Ontology annotation, cellular component: cytoplasm. NCBI's taxonomy places the organism in Eukaryota, Metazoa, Arthropoda, Insecta, Diptera, Culicidae. Bases 65 to 2839 code for a protein of 924 amino acids. Gene Ontology annotation, biological process: proteolysis; peptide catabolic process. The record is from RefSeq and is a predicted model, not a curated record.
UGGGGAUUUAGUUUAGUCUUUACUUUCUAGUGGUACUUAUCCCCCGUUUGGCGAAACGAGUGGGAUGUUGUUGAAGGAAGUGUUUUUGUGCGCUCUGGUUCUGUCGGUUUCGGCAGACCGUCCGUCAUGGCGCAAAGUGGAAGGAGACCUCGCGGAUGAGCCGGAAGUUGAACUACUCCAGGAAGUGAACGGAGCCUAUAGACUUCCUACUGUUACCGUUCCGACGCACUACAACCUUCAUCUGAAGACGGCGAUCCAUGAAAACGAACGCGAAUUUCAAGGAACCGUCGAAAUUUUCUUCAACGUGCUGGAGUCAACCGAUACCGUUACCGUUCACAAUCGCCGUCUUGUGAUAUGGAAGGUUACAUUGUACUCCGUCACAGGCGAAGGUCAAACUGAGCUUGGUUCGCCGGAAUUCGAAACGGAUGCCGAUACGGAACAUCUGGCCAUCAAACACAGUUCUGCGAUGGCACCCGGAAGCUACAUGGUCAAAGUGGAAUUUAACGGAAUAUUACAGAACAAUAAUAACCAAGGCUUCUUCGCAUCGUCCUACGUGGAUGACACAGGAAAGCGCCAUUAUCUAGCAUCGAGCAAGUUCGAACCAACCCACGCUAGAUCGGCGUUCCCUUGCUUCGACGAACCGAAGCUAAAGGCCACCUUCACGCUCUCUAUUACGCACUCCAAGGACUACAAUGCGGUUGCUAAUAUGCCACGGGAUGGUGCUCUGGUCCCGGAUGUCGACGACGCCAGCUUCGUGACCACCAAGUUCCUGAAGUCGACGAAAAUGUCCACCUAUUUGUUGGCCUUUGCCGUGUCGAACUUUGCCAUUCGCACCAGUGGUUACCAAACGGUUUACGCCCGGCCGAACGUUUACGGGGAAACCGAAUUCCCACUGCAGGCUGGGGUUGAUAUUCUGAACGCGUUGAGUGCGUACACCGGAGUGGAAUAUACCAAGUACAUGCCCAAGAUGACGCAGAUCGCCAUUCCGGAUCGCGGUUCGGGGGCCAUGGAGAACUGGGGUCUGGUCACGUAUGGCGAGCCCGUCCUGCUGUUCAACCCUACGAUUAAUUCCUAUCGCACCAAGAAGAAUGUCAUCACAAUUAUCGCGCACGAAUUCGCCCACCAGUGGUUCGGCAAUCUGGUCAGUCCCGACUGGUGGGACUACAUCUGGCUGAACGAGGGCUUCGCCACGGUGUACGAAUACUAUGCGGCUCAGCUGGCCUACCCGGAGACCCGAUACAUGGACCUGUGGGGAGUUGAGGUGAUUCAGAAUGCCUUUGCGGCGGACGCCCGAGAAUCGGUUCGGCCCAUGACCUGGAAUGCGGCCACUCCAAGCGAGAUUGCUGGCCUGUUUGACACAGUUGCGUACGAUAAGUCGGGAAGUGUUCUGAACAUGUUCCGUGUCGCAUUCCAGGACGACAACUGGAGAGAAGGUCUUGUGUCCUACUUCAAUAACAGAGAGUUGGACGGAGCCAUAGCUGAUCAUCUUUACCAGGGAUUGGAGCUAGCGGUAACCGGGAAGGGUCUGUUGCCAAGAUCUUUCAACGUCAAAGAUGUGAUGGAUUCGUGGACAACCGUGGCAGGAUUCCCGUUGCUAACGGUGCGUCGAGACUACAAGACAGGUGACAUCUUCGUUUCCCAAGAACGGUUCUACAGUGAUCGUCAGUUGCCGAAUGCCCACGUUUACCAUGUUCCAUACAACUACGCAACGAAGUCUACGCCUAGCUUCGAUACACUGAACUUCGAAUGGCUGUCUACCAAGGCUGCAAAGUUGACAACAACUAUCCCUGCCGAAGAUUGGAUCAUCUUCAACAAGCAACAAACCGGAUACUAUCGGGUAAACUACGAUACGAAAAAUUGGAAGUUGAUCAUCGCAGCUCUCCAAGAAAACCCUUCGACUAUCCACGUCCAAAACCGCGCUCAGCUGAUCAACGACGCAUACAAUUUGGCUAGGGCAGAACGUCUGGAUCUAACCGUUCCUUUGGAGCUCAUGACCUAUUUGAAGCAGGAAACCGCCUACCCACCAUGGGCAGCAGCUAGCUCCGUUCUGACCUACUUCAACAACAAACUACGCGGAACUUCACAGUACCCCCAUUUCCUGAACUACGUCACGGAACUUAUCCAGCCAAUUUACUCCACUCAGUAUGUUAACAGCGUCCUCGCCUCCGAAACAGCAAUGGACAAAUAUCUAAAGCAAACCAUUAGCACGUGGGCUUGUCGGAUCGACCAUCAGAACUGCCUCGCUGUCACAGGAAACGCACUACGAAUCGCAGUGGCCGCCAACAUUCCAGUUCAUCCGGACAUCGCCACUGUGGUCUACUGCUACGGUCUCCACGGCACUGAAGAAACGGAAUUCGUUUGGCUAUACGAGCGCUUGCUAGCGUCCAAGAACCAAGCCGAACGGGCUGUUCUAAUCGACUCGCUGGGAUGUUCCCAGAACAAGGAGUUCCUCAAGUCGUUCCUCAUGACUUCGAUCGGUAGCGGCGCCACGUUCAACUUCCUGGAAACCGAACGCACCCGUAUCGUUUCAUCGGUUUACUCGGCAUCCCGUGCCGGAGUCGAUGCGUUGAUCGAGUUUCUCGGUGACGUCAAACUCAUCGAUGAGUUCAUCAGUCGACUAGGCUCGAGCACUUUGAACAACGCUGUGGCCAACAUUGCAUCCCGUACCAAUAACGAGCAGGAGCUGGAGCAGCUGGAAGCUCUUCUGACCACAUUGGGCGACAAAGUGUCGGCCAAUACCGCAUCGUCGGCCAGAGCCACCGUUCGGAACAACUUUGCCUGGUUCCAGUCGUUGGAAGGACUCGUUGCCGAGGAGUUCUUCGCGGCGUACAAACAGUGAAACAGUGGCCGUUAGGCGUUCUUAAAAUAAGCAUUAGAAUUAAAUUCACCUGGUUACAAUUCAAUAAAACUUGUUUCUUUGCCUCUUUUCAAAGCAACGGA